AUGGAGGAACCGAAAAACAACUUAGAAUUCGCAAAUAGGUGUAUUUUCUGUAUACUACAAAAGAAAAGAUGCCACGGGUGUCCUCCUUGCAUCAGUAAGAAAGAAAGAUGUACACAUAUUACGCCAAAAGCUUAUAUAUGCGAAAAAUGCAAGAAGAGCAAAAACUUCUGUUUGUUUCAAUGUACAAAGUGUUACAAAAGUAACAAAAGCGUGGAAAAAGGUCAACCUCUUCCCUGGUGUAAUGACUGCAAAAUCGCUACAGAAGAUCCUCCCGUUAGAUUGGAAACCAUUGAAAAGGAUGGAAAAGUUUAUCUUCGGCCUAUUGAUCAUAAUAAUAAUGAAUAUGAAGUAGAUGAUGAAAUCUUUGAAAAAAUCUUGGAAUUGAAAAAAAAAAAUGGAUAUGAUCUUGUGAGACACUUUCCUGAAUAUUCCAUCACAGAAAACAAUUUCCCUCAUAUCUCCGGUGCCCUCGCCAAUUCCAUUGUCUCCAAUGAACCUCUUAGAAGACACUUUAGUGAAUAUGCUGUCACAGAAAACGGUUUCUCCCAUGUUUCCAAUGUUUCCAAUGCUCCCGCCAAUUAUAUUACCCACGAACUCUUUAACAUGAAUCACAUUGCACCCUAG
This is a messenger RNA of Acaulospora morrowiae, 624 nucleotides long. Lineage: Eukaryota; Fungi; Glomeromycota; Glomeromycetes; Diversisporales; Acaulosporaceae. The record is from the annotation of a GenBank genome assembly.